AUGCCGCACCCCGUCUCGCCGCCGACCAUGGUGUCCAAGGACGACCCUCCCCCGCCGUCGCAGGAGGAUGUCUCGGCCUUCGUCAACACCGUCUUCACGGCCAAGACGUCGGGCGCCUCCGUCGACGCCAGCUACGGCCUGUGCGACCUGCUUCUCAACUCGGUCGGCGUGUCCGGCCUGCAGCAGUACGGCGUCCUCGCCGAGAUCAAGAAGGCCGCCGCCGACAAGAAGGACGGCUUCCGCCGCGAGAGCAGCCAGAACCUACUCGGCGCCAUCUUCGAGCGCUUCCCUGCCCGCCAGCACGUCAGCGAGGUUGUCUUCCUCGUCCAGGAGGAUGGGCUCGUGCCGUGCGCGCUAGACGCUCUGGCCGACAAGGGCGCCGUUGUGCGCGAGGCCGCCCAGUACGGGCUCGAUGCCCUCCUUGGCAAUCUGAGUGCCGAGGCCCUCGUCACGGGUCUCCUGCCCGUGCUGGUUCAGUACUUGUCCCGAAAGACGGGCAAGUGGCAAGGCACCGUCGGCGCCUACAAGCUGCUCCAGAAGAUGGCCGACAAGUCGCAGAUGGCCAUUGGCACGACCAAGGAGGAGGCUGUCGAGAAGGACAUCCUCCGCGAGGCCAUGGGUGCCAAGCUGGCCGGCCUGAUCCCCAUCGUCGAGAGCGGUAUGCACGACUUGAAAGCCGAGGUCGAGAAGCAGGCUGUUCAGACCAUGAACUCGCUCACCACUCUGCUCUCCAACGACGACGUCGCUCCUCGGAUACCCCUCCUCGUCGAAACGAUGCAGCAUCCUUCGGCUCAGACCCUUCAAAAAGCCAUCCACGCGCUCUCAAUGACGACCUUCGUCGCCAUCGUCACGUCGCCGGUUCUGGCACUCUUAACGCCCUUCCUCGAGCGGUCCCUCAACUCGCCCAACACCGCCCAGGAGGUUCUGCGCCAGACCGUCGUCAUCGUCGAGAACCUCACCAAGCUCGUCCACGAUCCUAUCGAAGCUAGAACAUUCCUGCCAAAGCUCACCCCCGGUGUCAAGGGCGUUUGCGACCGCGCUUCGCUCCCUGAGGUCCGCGAGCUUGCGAACCGAGCCCUGGCCACCAUGGAGAAGGCCAUGGGCAACGACAAGGAUAUUGUUGCUCGUACCACUGCCGAUGAUGUCGGCAAGGUCCUUGACGAGCAGAUCAAGAAGCAUGGUGGCCUCGCGGGCCACCCGGAUCUCUACAAGGUCGCGCGCCCAUACAUCAGCGACAUGGUUGCGACCGAUGUCAACUACCGCUUUGUCAAGCGCAUUUCGGGCCGCGUCGCGCCGUACCUCGAGACCCUGAUGCGGGAUUCCGAGGCUCACCAGAAGGUCGGGGACGCCAUCGAGCAAUUCUACAUCGAGGAGGACAACCGCCGCUAUGGUGUCCCUGAGAAGGAGGAUGAUGGCGAAGUUGAGAUUGUCAAUGCCGACUUCUCUCUGGCCUAUGGUGGCAUGCUGUUGCUGUCGCAUACCAACCUCCGCCUUCUCAAGGGCCACCGCUAUGGCCUCUGCGGUCGCAACGGUGCUGGAAAGUCCACCUUGAUGAGGAGCAUUGCUAAUGGCAAGCUCGAGGGCUUCCCUCCCCAGGACGUUCUGCGCACUUGCUUCGUGGAGCACAACCAAGGCGAGGACGCCGACAUCAGCAUUCUGGAGUUUGUUUCCAAGGACCCGACAAUCGCUGACCAAGGAACCGAGCGUAUCUCAGAGGUCUUGUCCGAGUUCGGCUUCACUGCCGGCCCCGAAGGUCGCCAGGCCCAGAAGGUCGGCUCCCUCUCUGGUGGUUGGAAGAUGAAGCUGGCCCUCGCCCGAGCCAUGCUGCAGAAGGCCGACGUCCUCCUCUUGGACGAACCGACUAACCACCUCGACGUCACCAACAUCGCCUGGCUGGAGAACUACCUCAAGACGCACACCGAGAUUACCAGCAUGAUCGUUUCUCACGACUCUGGCUUCCUCGAUAAUGUCACGACCGACAUCUACCACUACGAGCCCAACAAGAAGCUGGCAUGCUACAAGGGCAACCUCGCCAACUUUGUGACGCUCCGCCCUGAGGCCAAGAGCUACUACACCCUCUCGGCCAGCAACGUGCAGUUCAAGUUCCCUCCUCCUGGCAUUCUCAGUGGCGUCAAGUCUCAGACACGUGCCAUCAUUCGCAUGUCGAAUGUCUCCUACACCUAUCCCAACGCUCCUAAGCCUUCUUUGAUGGAAGUGUCUUGCCAGCUGUCGCUGUCGUCACGCGUUGCCAUUAUUGGACCGAAUGGCGCGGGCAAGUCGACGCUUAUCAAGCUUCUCACAGGCGAGACCAUUCCCACGACCGGCAAGGUCGAGAAGCAUCCCAACCUGCGUAUCGGAUACAUCAAGCAGCACGCCCUGGAGCACGUCGAGAUGCACCUCGAGAAGACGCCCAACCAGUACCUUCAAUGGCGCUACGCCAACGGUGAUGACCGCGAGGUUCACAUGAAGCAGACCCGUAUCUUGUCAGACAAGGAUCGCGAGCAGAUGGACAAGUGGGUCGACCUCAAGGAUGGCAAGGCCGCUCGCCAGAUCGAGACUCUCGUUGGUCGUCAAAAGUACAAGAAGACGUUCCAAUAUGAAGUCAAAUGGCGCAACCUGCUCCCCAAGCACAACACCAUGAUCUCCCGAGAGACACUUAGCGAGCUCGGCUUCGACAAGCUCGUUCAGGAGUUUGACGACCACGAGGCGUCGCGUGAGGGUCUCGGCUACCGCGAGCUCCUGCCCAAGGUCAUCUCCAAGCAUUUCGAGGACCUCGGUCUUGACCCGGAGAUUGCCAACCACAACGAAAUCGGCUCUCUGUCUGGUGGCCAAAAGGUCAAGGUCGUUAUUGCUGGUGCCAUGUGGAACAACCCGCAUCUGCUUGUGCUCGACGAGCCGACCAACUUCUUGGAUCGCGACUCUCUUGGCGGUCUUGCUGUCGCCAUUCGCGAGUUCAAGGGUGGUGUCAUCCUCAUCUCCCACAACGAGGAAUUUGUUGGUGCUCUGUGCUCGGAGCAGUGGCACGUUGCCGACGGCCGUGUCGCUCUCCGCGGCAACACCGCCGUCAGCCUCGACCGGUUCGAGGACAGCCGACCGGGCAGCGGUGUCACCAGCACGGCCGCUAGCUCCGUCGUCAGCAGCGCCGUCAACUCGGGCGUCGAGGACAACGCGGACAUGAAGUUCAAGGCCAAGAAGAAGAAGAAGAUGACCAAGAAGGAGCUCAAGGAGCGCGAGGUCCGACGCCGUCUGCGCCACAUCGAGUGGCUCAACAGCCCGAAGGGCACGCCUCACCCCCCGGACACCGACGACGAGGACUAA
Messenger RNA from Purpureocillium lilacinum, 3318 nucleotides. RefSeq lists its product as uncharacterized. NCBI's taxonomy places the organism in Eukaryota, Fungi, Ascomycota, Sordariomycetes, Hypocreales, Ophiocordycipitaceae. The record is from RefSeq and is a predicted model, not a curated record. Gene Ontology annotation, molecular function: ATP binding; ATP hydrolysis activity.